AAAAUAUGGAUGCAAUUGUGAAUUAGUUGCUGUUUCCAUGCGUCUUUCUCCUCCAGAUCUCAGGACGUUGUUGUGGAUUGUGUUGCUAUUUAAUGCAAUGGGCUGUAUCCAGAGUAUCAGGUGUAAGCCCAAGUGUUUCCGUGAAAGUAUCAUCGUUCUCGAGGUGAACUCCUCCAUCGACUCCAAUCCAACCAGCAUCGACGAGUCAUCCAACGUGGUUCUGCGCUAUCGAACACCGCACUUCCGAGCCUCUGCUCGAGUAUUAGUGCCGCAGGUGGCCGGUAAAGAGACGUGGACUGUUGGCUGGAUUCAAGCAUGCAACCACAUGGAGUUCUACAACAAAUAUGGAACCAAAGGGAUGUCGAGCUGGGAACUCCCUGACCUGCGGGAUGGCAAGAUCCAGGCCAUCAGUGACUCGGAUGGCGUCAACUACCCUUGGUAUGGCAACACCACGGAAACGUGCACCAUUGUGGGCCCCACCAAGAAGGACACCAAGUUCACGGUCAGCAUGAACGACAACUUCUACCCCAGCGUUACGUGGGGAGUUCCUGUGAGCGACAGCAACAUGCCGCAGCUCAGCAGCAUCCGCCGCGACCAGAGCUUCACCACCUGGCUGGUGGCCAUCAAUCAGGCCACGGCCGAGACCCUGGUGCUGCAGACCAUCCGCUGGAGGAUGCAGCUCCACAUCGAGGUGGACCCGGACAAGCUCCUGGGCCAGAGGGCUAUGCUGCGUGAGCCCGUGGCCCAGGAGCAGCCCCACAUCCUGGGCAAGAAUGAACCCAUUCCCCCCAACGCCAUGGUCAAGCCCAAUGCCAACGACGCUCAGGUGCUCAUGUGGCGGCCAAAGACCGGGGAAGCCGUCGUGGUCAUCCCGCCCAAAUACUGACUGACCUCUGGAGGUUAAACGCUCUUUCUCUUCUCCCACUCCUCUACCUACACCUCACUUUUCCUUUCUUCUCUUUUUAUCUACUUUCCUUUUCCUUUCUUCUCCUUUUAACCUUCCCUCAAGCUCCUUGCCUCUAUUUGCCUCUACGUUUCCGAUCUCUUCUCUCGCUUUUUGUAAAAAAUUGAGCGAGAGAGGGAGAGAAAGUGAAACAAGGACAAGAGCAGCUUGGAGAAAGAGGACACUCGUUGCCUAUAAGUGGGAGCUGGAGCAGACUUUAAAAACAGGAAUGAACAAACUGCAACCAUUCUACCUUCAAUUGGGGUCGGGUUUCACUGUGCUAGAUGAAGUCAUUGCAAAAAAAUACCCACAGAAACUUUGCAUUUUUUGUUGCAUUUUGGGGAUUGUAAUUUGGGAGGGUUGGGGAGUGUGUGUGGGUUGAACAAUUAACAUAGUAUUCAUGUUUGUGUUUAUGUACAUGGUACAUGCACAAAGUUGUGUUUUUAUUUGUGGUCUUGGAGAGAGUGCACUUUUUGUGAAUAAGCACUCUUCUGUGCUCUACAUGAGGGAUAGUGAAUAGGAACCACAUCGGGGAGACGUGUAGUUUUAGUACCUUUUUUUUUUUUAAACAUGCGAGACAUUCAAUCCAUGCUGCCUUAAGUUUACAUCGCUUUUAACUUUGAGCCUUUAAUCAUGUGCAAUGCAAUAUUCCUUGACAUGUCUUGUCUCUCCUUCCAUCCAGAUUGUUGGUGCUGUUGUGUGUGGAUUUAGGAAUGGAACAGUGACAACAGAGUGCAAAUUAUACCAUGACAUGUUUUUAUGGGUCUAAUAGUAAACACACGUCAUUUAAAUAGUUGAAUAUAUGACCUUUUCAUGUGGUAUGUACACAACCAGUCACGAUGGUUUCAUCUGAUUGUCAAACAAAUCUCUUCAAAAAGUAGGCUACCUGCACAUGUUCGUCCACACCAAAAUAAUUCCAGCAUCCCAAACACGUGCACCCAUUUGAUAUAUGGAAAGAGGCAUCUGUUACAAAACACCAAAAAGUGUAAUGACAUUCAGCAAUUGUCAUUUUUGUAGAAAUAUUUACCACUGUAGCAGGACAAAUAGUAUUUUAAACAAAUAUAAUGGUUAAAUUAGCAUUAUUUACGGGGUUACAGGGAACCAAAUUGGGUCCUAAUACUGCUAGAACUCUUUACUCCUACAGAACAUACAGAGAAAAUUCAUUCAAACAAACCCUUUCACAAUGCCAGUAUGCUCAUCUCAUCAAUGCAAACGCACAUGUUAUGUUUGGCAGUGUAAAAGGUUUUCUGACAACAUUCAAACCCAUUGAGUGACAUUCAGCUGACUUUCAGAUAGACAGCAAGGGUUGUCAACAACCUCCCUUUACAGAGAGAAUACUCUUUCAUCAUGUUAUCUUGUAUUUGAUUUAUCACCACUCCCUCCAUCUCAGGGCCCCUGCCACUGUAAAGUGUUUGUCACACACACCUCCCUCGCCCCAUCCAUCCAUCCCUCUGCCUUUCUUCUCCUCUCUACAGCUGUCAGAAGAGAGGGGUAUGCUAGCACCUAAUCAAUAUUGGUAUUAAUAAGCAAUCACAGCAAGCAGUAGCCAGGGGAAAUGACUGUGUUUCAAAUCCCGGGGCAAUAAGAAAGCAGUCCUCCAUGCAAUGCUAUUGGAGAUAAAUAAUCUUGGCUUUAGGGUCCCUGUGUGUGGGGUGGCUCUGCAGAGGUUAACUGGAUGUAUCCCACUGCCCUCCCUCUCUAUUCUCUCUCCUUGUCCCGCCCGCUCCCCUCACCCUCUCUCCACUUCUGAUGUUCUUCCCCAUUUACCCUGUCCCCACUUUCUCCUCUCUCUGCUCCCCUCGAUCCAUCUCUCCAUUUCCUCCAUCCCUCCUCUCUUCACCCUCUCCUCUGUCUUCCUUGUGUGGAGGAAGGGAAGCCCCGGCUAGCUAAAUACCUCCAUAAACGGGACAAUGUCUAGUCAUUCAUUUAUCUGUGGGAACGGCAGCUUUACCCCGGGCUGAAAUCUCUCUCAUGGAGGAGGGAGGGAGGGGGUGUGGUAGAGGGAUGACUGUGGGGCAGAAUUUGGCAUCAGGCUUUUUUAUCUCCUUAUAACAUCAUCAACGACAACAACGCGCUAAGAAAAAAGGAACAGGGACCGAUGUUUGUGUUUUGUAACACCGGGGUCAAGCUGCCAUUUUGAAGUGGUUGAGAAAACAGCAUCUCCACUUUUGUCACUGAUGGUAUUGUUUUAGUAUAGAUGCUAUGCCAUUGUGGUUUGAUAUUUUUUGGAGGCAAAGCUUUCUUGGUAGAGUAAUAUUACCAUCAAAUGCCACCAACAACUGGCCAAAAAUGUGUUGAGUCACCAUUGUUUCCUUCGUUAUUUUAGCCUACCUCGUGGUUUGGUUUAUUUAAAAUGACUCAAAUCUGUUGACGUCUCAACCAAAUAUCAACCUUAAUUUGACAUCUUUGCCUGAUGAGAAAAGACAGAGCAGCCAAGUGUGUAGCAGCUGAACAUAAUUAAAAAAGGGUUAGGAAACUAGAUAGACUGAUAGCCUCGCCAAAUGAGAUCUUCAGUAUGAUAGCUAUGAUACAGUAUGUAUACUGCAGCUCUCCCUUGUUAUAAUUACAUUUUGGACCCGCAUAAUAGCCUAAUCAGAUGGCCCUCGUUGCCCUGCGUCAGCUCUGUGAGAUAGCCCCUGCUCUGGACUCAAUCAUCUAGGCUGAGGGAGGAGGGGACUGGAAGUGCUGCCAUUAUUAUAUCUGCUGUGAAAUACUGAGCCCCCUUCAGAUACACUGUGUUCGGCUGUGCCAAGGGUGGCUGGAGUGAUAUACAAUGGCCUCUUAGGGCUAGAGGGCAAAGGUCAGUGUUAGAAGGGGUGGGGCACACACACAGUUGUCAUAAAACAGCAGGGACAGAGGCCCCCGGGGACGGUCUCUCCUUGCAUCCUAUCGGAUCGUCACAACAUCACACUGGGACUGAGUGUGAACAGCGCUUAUUGGCCCCCAGCAAAACACACACACGAGAGGGAGGUCACAGAGGAGACGAUUGCCUCAAUGUGUCUCUGAUUCUGACCGUGUUGUUAUGUGCUACUGAUGAGGCGUUCUUAUGAGAUUACGAUAACAUCAUUGAAUGAGUGAAAUUCAUUGACUUCAUGUUUCUCCUUCUGGGGUUGUGCCACUGGGUAGAACCUUCCUUUCCUAAACCCACAACUCCUAGUUGAGGGCUACCCCCUUUUCUAUGGAUCUUUAUGUAAAAGAGUCCUGUAAACAGUCCAGCAACUCUUCAGAGACCAGCAGAAAAGAUGUAGCUUUAGUUCAACCAAUACAGGCCCAAGCUCACUCUCAGGAUUGCCCAUCAUUAUUUCCUAUCCUUUGCUAUUGGCUUACCCCAUGUAAACAAAUUAUUUGAUUGGAUAUUCCAUUUGUCUGUCCAUCUUACCCUUCGCUCCCUUCACCUCUGACUAGGUUUUCAGUAGAGUAGCCCCAUGGCUAACUGUAGCAGAUUAUACACAAUAGGCUAUGUAUUUCUAAUUUCUUUGGGUUUGUUGGUUUGUCUUCUGAAAAAUGCUCUAAUAUAUUUCACAGCACUGAAACAAAAAUACAGUAUUUUCUUGUUGUGCUUUGUCACUGACACUGAUACUCGAUACUUGAAAAUGGAACAGUACUGGCAAAUAUUUAAAACCAUGAAAAUGCACAAUGAUAAAAAAAAAAUACUGAAAAUUAAAAGUGGUAUUUUUCAUGAAUUAAAACAAUUUGCAAAUGUUAUUUGUUCCCUGGCAUCUGUCUCCUAAAGUGUUGUGAUGGGAGAAUAUGCACCCUGUGACAUGGUGAUUCUAUCUACAAAAGCACCUUGCCAAGAUGCUGCACACACAGCACCCACAACACCCUAGCUUUUAUCAACUCUGAUACCAUGUCAUACAUUAUGAAGGAAAAUAGUUGGUGACACUUAUUUGAAAGUCUGCUUAUAAACUAUUUCUUAACCA
Oncorhynchus mykiss (rainbow trout) is the source of this 4866-nucleotide messenger RNA. RefSeq names its product protein FAM78A. NCBI's taxonomy places the organism in Eukaryota, Metazoa, Chordata, Actinopteri, Salmoniformes, Salmonidae. The record is from RefSeq and is a predicted model, not a curated record.